AUGGCAUCUGCCACAGGAAUCCCACAGGCUGAUCCGGCUACCAUUGUCUCGCAGGAGAGCGCACCUCUGUUGGGCCGUCCUGGAGAUGCCACGCAGAGUCAGGGAGAAAGCGUCGGUCGCAACCUCAUUUCAGGAACCGCGAGUGUAGCUCAAGCUGGAGUGUGGAUUCUGGCCGUUCUCGUGUGGUCCAACGUCUUGACACAGCCCUUGGCUCUUUUCACGGCUCAUCCGCUGCUCGCGUCUUCGGGGCUGCUGCUCCAAAUCCAAGCUGCACUAGUCCUGCAACCAACGGCAACCCCUCAGCAAAAGCUACUCGGCACACGCAUUCAUUAUAGCCUUCAGCUUGUCAGCAUCACCUGCUUCCUCGCUGCUUUCAUCGUUAUCGAGGUCAACAAAGGCGACCAUCCGCACUUUGCUUCCCCGCACGGCAUUCUCGGCCUCCUCACAGUCAUCUUCAUUGCGCUGCAGGCCCUCGUCGGCGUGGUUCAGUUCUUCUUGCCUGCCACUAUCCUGGGCAGCGUGGAAACCGGUAAACAAAUCUACAAGUACCACCGCUGGGCCGGAUAUGUUCUGCUAUUGCUGGAGAGUGCGACUGUCGUGGCGGCGACACGGACCGACUACAACUUAGCAGCCAUCGGCAUUCCAACAUGGCUAGUUGUUAUCGCUCUUCUCGUCACUCUAUCGGGAAUCGGCGCCAGGGUCAAACCGUAUAAGCUGGGACUGUGA
Molecule: messenger RNA, 726 nt
Organism: Penicillium maclennaniae
Lineage: Eukaryota; Fungi; Ascomycota; Eurotiomycetes; Eurotiales; Aspergillaceae
Product: cytochrome b561 domain-containing protein
Exons: 4
Coding region: 1-726 (241 amino acids)
Molecular function (GO): transmembrane monodehydroascorbate reductase activity
Source: RefSeq, a predicted model, not a curated record